AUGCCUUCCGAAAGCUUCGAAACGAUCUCUGACAAAGAUAGAGCUCGAAUCGCCUCUGAAUUCAUCGUACAUGCGCCGCCGGGAGAGUUCAAUGAAGUGUUCAACGAUGUUCGAGUUUUGGUUAAUAACGAUCAGCUUCUAAGAGACGGUUGUGCCCAGGCGUUUCGCCAAUAUGAUAAAGACCAAUUCACUCCUGUCAAGACUGAGAGUGGACAGAAACCGUCCCUUGUCACACAGUUUAAUGAGUUGGAUAAUGGACGAUUCUUCGACCAGCGGCACAAGAAGAUAUUCUCAUUCGACCAUCUGCGCAAAGAGUGUUUCGAUGUGCAGUCGUUCGAUGACAUGGGUAUUCGAGUGAAGGUCGAACCGCAUCGUUCGGCUGUUCAGGCCGCAAUUGACAGCUAUACCGCUGACCACUACAAAGACGGCGUUUCGAUCGUGGUUUCGGACGUCGACCCUGCUAGUGGGCAAAUCAAAUUGAUCGUCUGUAUCGAAUGCCACUUGUUCCAGCCUAAAAAUUUUUGCAAUGGUAAGUGGUGUUCUCAAUGGUCAUUAACGUUUUCACCCGAAGACAAGACGACCGAAAUCCUGGGUUUAAUAAAAGUUCGUGUUCAUUAUUACGAGGAGGGCAACAUCCAACUGAUUAGCUCGAAAGACGUCAAGAGAAAAGUGUCAAACCUCGUAAGAUCAGACGUUAACAGUUUCGCCAAAGAAGUUGCCAAGAUCAUCGAAGAAGAAGAAAGCAUUUAUCAAGUGGCUGUGUCUGGAAAUUACCAAACGAUGAGCGACACAACUUUCAAAGCUUUGCGACGACAGCUUCCUGUCACUCGGACGAAGAUCGAUUGGUCUAAGCAGAGUUACGGUAAAAUUGGCUUAGACCUGACACAGCAAUAA
This is a messenger RNA of Soboliphyme baturini, 894 nucleotides long. NCBI's taxonomy places the organism in Eukaryota, Metazoa, Nematoda, Enoplea, Dioctophymatida, Soboliphymatidae. The record is from the annotation of a GenBank genome assembly.